Eriocheir sinensis (Chinese mitten crab) is the source of this 6223-nucleotide messenger RNA. It is a transcript of the gene Evi5, whose product is annotated as ecotropic viral integration site 5 ortholog-like. The coding region runs from base 1118 to 3955 and encodes 945 amino acids. The record is from RefSeq and is a predicted model, not a curated record. The transcript is spliced from 17 exons. NCBI's taxonomy places the organism in Eukaryota, Metazoa, Arthropoda, Malacostraca, Decapoda, Varunidae.
AGAGAGAGAACGUGGUCUGCUAACCGGAGUGGCUUCACCUCCUCCUCCUCCUCCUCGUCGUCGUCUUCCUCCAUUACGUAGUGUUGACAUCGAAGAGACGAAAGGGGGCCAGAAAACUCCCCUUGCAGAACUCCAUUUAAAAGUGUUCGAUACGGUGUUGUUUUUGUGGUGUUGAAAGUGGUGGUGAAAGUCCUUGGUGGUGGUGAUUGUGGUGAUCGGUUUAAGGUUAGGGUCUUGAUAUAGGUUUUGCGGUGGUGGUUUGGUGAUAUUUUGGUGGUGUGGUUGAGUUUUUGUGGUGGUGGUGGUGGUGGUGUUGAGUAUAGCGACGCAUAGUUGUGGUGGUGGUGAUGGUGGUGAUAUUGAGUAACCAGAGGAAAGAGAUUUAGCAGUGGUGUUGAGAAGGUGUUGAGAAGGUGAUGUCAAAGUGGUGAUGAACAGUCAUUCUACGACGUUGCAGCUUAUCUUCCGGCGCCCUGGUGGUGGUGGUGGUGGUGGAGGUGGUGAUGACGGCAGUAGUGGUGCUGGUGGUGGUGUGAGAGGCAGUGCAGUGGAGGUAGUGAGGGUGGUGUUAUUGUGACCGAGAUCCCCUAAUUUGGUGUUGAGUGUGGUGAUGAUUGUUAAGUUUUGGUGAUACGUAUAAACAUCUUGGUGGUGGUGAUGGUGGUGGUGGUGGUGACAGCUUGAAAGUGGUGGUGAGAUUUCUAUAUUUUGGUGGUGGUGAUUUUGGUGAUGGUAAUAGAGGUGAAAGUGGUGAUAUUGGUGAUGACAGCUCGAAAGUGGUGGUGAUAUUUCUAUACUUUGGUGUUGUUGGUGGUGGUUAUAGAGGUGUUUGGUAGUGAUGGUGGUGAUAUUGGUGAUGACAGCUUGAAAGUGGUGGUGAGAUUAUUAGUUUCUGUUGGUGGUGGUGACUUUGGUGGUGAUGAUUUUGGAGUUGUUUGGUGAUACGCAUACACAUCUCAGUGGUGGUGAUGAUGUUAGUUUCUCCUAUUAGUGGUGGUGAAACUCGUUAAUAGCAUUCAAUAGUAGUAGUAAUAAAAACACCGAUCGCAAUAGUAGUGGUGGUGUUGGCUGGUGGUGGUGACAGUCUUACGUUAGUAGUGGUGAUGAAACCCACAAGAUGCAGGCCUUCAACACCUCCUACUUACAAACACUGCGUCGGCGGUUCUCGCGGGGGUUCGAUCUGGGUUCGGACAGCGACAGCACCGACGGUUCGCCAUUCGAGUCCGUCCAUCUGGGAGACCUUGUUGCCAUAGCGCGACACCAACGCCUCCAUUACAGGUUGAUCGAGACGGACUCCAAAUCUCUCAACUCGCUCUCCACGCAGUCGGUCGGGUCAGCCGCCGGCGCCGGACACUCCAGGAAGUCGUCCGAUACUUCACAGAUCUCUGUGGCCUCCGGGGGUUCCAGUGGUUCCUCAGGGGCAGGCUCGACAGGCGGAUCGCAGUUGCAGGACCCCGAGGAGGACCUUUGGGGACUCUGGGGCCGCCUCGUGAGUGACUGGGAUGCGUGGAACAAGAGGAAAUGCACCCAACUGAAGGAGCUGGUGCGGAAGGGCAUCCCACACCACUUCCGCGGCAUCACCUGGCAGCUGCUUUGCAAUGCCCACAACUCGCCAGAGAAGGGCAAGUAUGCUGAGUACUUGCGGACCACCUCAGCCUGCGAGAAGGUCAUCCGGCGGGACAUUGCCCGGACGUACCCGGAGCAUGACUUCUUCAAGGAGAAGGACGGGCUGGGGCAGGAGAGUCUGUUCAACGUGAUGAAGGCGUACUCCCUCCACGACCGGGAGGUGGGCUACUGCCAGGGCUCGGCCUUCAUCGUGGGGCUGCUGCUCAUGCAGAUGCCAGAAGAGGAGGCGUUCGCGGUGCUGGUGAAGCUGAUGCAGGACUACCGGAUGCGUGAGAUGUUCAAGCCCUCCAUGGCCGAGCUGGGGCUGUGCAUGUACCAGCUGGAGUGCCUCAUUCAAGAGCACCUGCCGGACCUGCACGCCCACUUCACCUCCCAGAGCUUCCACACCUCCAUGUACGCCUCCUCCUGGUUCCUGACGGUGUUCUCCACCACGCUGCAGCAGCCCCUCGCGUGCCGCAUGAUGGACUGCUUCUUGGUGGAUGGCGUGGAGGUGAUCUUCAGGAUAGCGCUGGCCUGCCUCACGCUGGGGAAGGAGGAGCUCUUCACGAUGGACAUGGAGGGAAUGCUCAAGUACUUUCAACGAGACCUCCCGGCUAAGUUUGAGGCCGACCCCGAGGUUUACUUCUCCCUUGCCUACUCGCUGCGCUACAACCCCAAGAAGAUGAAGAAGAUGGAGAAGGAGUACACGGCCAUGAAAACCAAAGAGCAGGAGGAGUUGGUGGAGCUUAAGAGGCUCCGGACAGAAAACCGACUCCUGCGCCAGAGGAUAGAUUGCCUGGAGGCGGAGUCGUCUGCCCUGGCCGACCGCCUCAUCAGGGGUCAGGUGUCUCGCGCCGAGGAGGCGGAACACAACUUUGCAAUCAAGCGUGAACUGGCAGCUCUACGGCAGCACGACGGGGAGACAAUGGAGCAGCUGGUGACCGCUCGGGAGAAGAUCCGCAAGCUGACUGGAAUGAUAGAGGAGAACUGCUCCUCGCGUGAGUCAUCCCUGGCAGAGCUGAUGGUGAAGGAGGAGGAGCUGGUGCAGAAGGAGGAGUUAGUCAAGUGUCUUCAGGAGGAACUUGUCCAGCUGACCCUCAACACAGCACUCCCCUCUCAGGUGAGGCUCAAGACUGCCGAGGCGGAGGCCACCAUCCGCGACCUCCGGGCCAGGAUUCAGGAGCUGGAGGAGGAGCAGAAGAAGAUGAGGGAGGCCACACCAGACCACUCAGUGGCCCACCUCCAGGAGGAACUCAUUGCCGUGCGGCUGAGGGAGGCCGAGGCCAACCUGGCCCUCAAGGACCUGAGGCACCGCGUCCAGGAGCUGACGCAGCUGUGGACCAAACAUGUGCAGGACCAGCACGGCGAGAAGAGUGAGGCCGCCAAGCCAGACGUGACCAGCACCCCGAGCAAGAAGCUGGGACUCUUCUGGGACCGGUCCAGCGAGGCGGCUAAGCUGGAGGAGGAGCUGAUGACCACCAAGCUGCACGAGACGGCGGCCGUGGCGGAGCUCAAGGAGGCCAGACUCAAGGUGAUGGAGCUGGAGACGGCCGUGCAGGUGUCCACCAACCAGAUGAAGCGGCAGGAGGAGGAGAACAAGCGGCUGCAGGAGGCUCUGGACGCCGCCGAGUCCAACAUCCGCACCAUGCAAUCCCAGCUGGGCGACCACAAGCGGAAGUACACCGACCUUGAGAGCCAGAUGAAGGAAGAGAAGAUGUUGGCACGCAUCCGGGAGGCAGAGAAGUCCCAGAGCCUGGCCGAACUGACCCAGAAAAUCUCAUCAUUGGAAUUUAAGAACCAGGAGCUCGUGACGGAGGGCGAGGUGUCACGUGUGGGCGGCAGCGAGAGUGACCAGGUGCCCCGACUCCAGGACAAGGUGGCGGAGCUGCAGGCUGAGAUCGCCCGCCUCUCCGCCAUCAACCGCCGACUCACCCGCACCGUCAGCCUCCAGCGCCUCGACGCCGUGAGUGGGCCGGAGUCCGACGUGGAAGACGCCGACGACUACCGACUCAACCUUGACGACGCGGAGCUGAAGGACUGCGGCACGGUGUCCUUGGCGGUGGCGGGGAGGGACCGGAAGAUCUCGACGGUCUCCACGUGCAGCGAACGUUCGGUGACACCACGGGAACGGAGAACAUCGACCAGUAGCGAGCGGUCCAUCACACCACCGAACCGAGAGAACAUCACCCGGAAGACAUCCCACACGCUCGCCGAGGCCUUCCUGGAGCAGCUGCCGGAGGUGAGGCACACACAGGACGACAUGGAUGACCUGGACGCCGAGGAGGAGGAGGCGGCGGCACCCCCCAUGCAGAACGGCUCGGCGCCUCAUCUGGAAAUGGAGGCUUGUUAGUGAACGGUCCUCGAGGCUUCUCCAAUCCUCCUACUCGUGAUGGUGAGAUGGACAGCUUUAAUCCGCGGCGCAGUGUGAGGACUUGUGGUGCUGUGUAUGUGCGUGUGUGUGCGCUGUUUGUGUGUGCUGAGAGGAUGAGGAACAGGGAGACAGGGAGAUGGCGAGGGAGUUUGGCGUGACCCACACCCCUCGUAACCCCCUCCGGCACAGCAGCCAAUGAGAACACUGUAUCGCCACCGUUCACGCCACUCCCCUGUGCACUGGUCACCCGCCACGGCACCACUGGACCACUAGUUAGUUCGUAGCAAUGACUGACGUCUUUAUACUUUUUCACAUGGUCCGAGUGGCCAUCCCGACAGUCCGAGUUGGCUCACCGGGCGUCUGUUUACCACUCCGUGUCUCCUCGCGCUCGCAGGGAGGGACGGACGUGUGUGUUUUGGCUCAUGUUUGUCGUCUCAUUCAUGUGGAGUCAGUUUUUAGGCGACGGUUGCCAAGUUAUGUCCUAUUAAGAGUUGCCAGAGCAUUAUAGAAGGGAAGGUCCUGGCCGGCUGUGGGUGGGUAUGUGAGCUCUCUGGAGGCAACGUGAUAAGAGUUGAAAGAGAGCUUGAGGUUAUGAAGUGCAAUGAGCUGUUAGUGGGUAAUGUGAUGAGUUGAAAGAGAGCUUGAGAGGUUAUGAAGUGCAGUGAGCUGUUAGUGAUUGGAGAGGGAAGAGCUGAUGAAGUAGAUGAAGGGAAGAGCUGACGAAGCUGAUGAAGUAGAUGAAGGUUGUUGUAAGAAUCCAAGAUGAGACGAGUGAGAUAUUUUAAUGCGGUUUAGUAAGAGCAGCUGGCCAGGAGGUGAGACGAGGAGGAAUUAGUCGAUGAAACCUAUGGGUGAAGGAGACUGUAGCAAUAGAAAAGCUUCACAAAUAUUUAUAGGCACAAUCAAUGUCAAGCUGUGAUGUUCUCCCCGAGCUCUCGCUUCCCCCGAGGAGGAGCGGGACACCACGAUAACCAAAACAGAAGGUAUUUAUUUAUUUAGGUUUGCAUAUGAUGAUGAUGAUGAUGUGUACUUAUGUUAUGUAGACUUGUGUAUAUAAUUAUUAUAUAUAUAUAAAUACACACAUAUAUAUAUAAAAAAAUGGAAAAGUUAUUAGUUCAUUGAGACAUGCAGGCGAAAAUUCUAUAGCGCUCGUCUUCCUGAGUUUGGCGACGAGCGAGGUGUAUUUUUUGUUGCGCUUCAAGCACCUUCGUCACACAGAGAGAGAGAGGGAGUCCCAUGUCUGUGUUUCUUAUACUUGGGGUGUCGUAUAUGUGACUUCCCUGCACUGUGACCCAAAACACAUGCCCCAGAUACAACCCCCAGAUAUCACACUGAAAUCACAACUCUUAGGACCAUUUAUGCAACCACGCGGACCAGUGACGUAACGCGCUUUGUGUACGUAAAUGAGUGCAGGCGAAGGGCUUGUAUACGAACCGACUGAAGGGAACACAGCCAGGACUCCCAUCACCUUAAGAAAUUGGUCUUCCUUGAUACACUACACGAUGGGGUGACAAUCAGGGACGUGAAGGGACCAUCCAAGGACCAAGCUAUCACCUACCGAGCGUGACUAUACACGGCCAUCAGUCAGUCAGUCCGCCAGUCAGUCCUUGAGUUGUGCGAUAAGCCACAAUCAACGCAGGUGCUAAGGGAAAUAAACACCCAACUCUUGCAAUUGUCACUCUGUCUUGCUUCGUAGCGGAUUAAAAUUUCUUUGUGUUCCAGAUGUUCCUUUCCUCCCCCCUCGACAUCGGCGGCACAGAGACACACGCUCCCUUGUUUGGGCGCUCCGAGAGUCGCUCCAUGUGUGUGGCUUGUCGACUUUCGCUCCUGUUCAUUCACUCCUUAACUGCUGUAAUUUGCAAAGCUUUCUAGGUCAACCUGAAUCACUGGUGCACGCGAGUCUCCUAGUGAUAGCAUUGAUUCAAUACUCAAUAUUUCUAUACUUUAAAAUUUAAUAUAUAUUUAGACACAGAGGCAGAUUCACUUGUGUGUGUAUGUGACGUGAAGCGAUGGAGGUACAGACAGUUAGACGGACCUUUAACUUUGUGUGUCAGGAGUCCACGAGGGUCACGCGUUGUGUUGUUUUCCGUACCGAAGCAAAAGAUUUAUAAAGACUGUGAAGGUAAAGAAUUAUGUCAUGUAGCGAAGGGUAGAGAGAGGGAAGCGGAAUGCCCCAAACAUUCCACUGUAAUGCAACUCAGACCAUUUGUCAUGAACUUCAAUGAUAAUUAAAUAUGAGACUAUUUA